This is a messenger RNA of Glossina fuscipes, 1202 nucleotides long. RefSeq names its product lipase 1-like. Gene Ontology annotation, molecular function: hydrolase activity, acting on ester bonds. The coding region runs from base 1 to 1188 and encodes 395 amino acids. The record is from RefSeq and is a predicted model, not a curated record. Lineage: Eukaryota; Metazoa; Arthropoda; Insecta; Diptera; Glossinidae. The transcript has 7 exons. Gene Ontology annotation, biological process: lipid metabolic process.
AUGACUACUGCAGAUGACGAAGAGGACGACAGCAAUGAAGAAGAAACGCAAGAAGAAAAAGCUGAGAGAAAAAGUAUAACCGAAGAUUCGAAUUUAUCAGUGGAUAAAUUAAUUGCUAAAUACGGUUACCCGGCAGAAGUGCAUCAUGUCACUACCGAAGAUGGUUAUAUAUUAACAAUGCAUCGUAUACGUAAAGUUGGCGCGCAACCGUUCCUUUUGCAGCACGGUCUCGUUGACAGUUCAGCCGGCUAUGUUAUUAUGGGACCGAACAUAAGUCUGGCUUAUCUUCUAGCCGACCACAAUUACGACAUAUGGCUGGGCAAUGCUCGGGGCAAUCGUUACUCGCGUAAUCAUACAUUCUUAGAUCCAGAAGGUGAAAAAUUCUGGGAGUUUAGUUGGCAUGAAAUUGGUGUGUACGAUUUACCCGCCAUGAUUGAUUAUAUACUUAAGAUAACCCGUUACAAAAGAAUACAAUACAUCGGGCAUUCGCAGGGUUGUACAACUUUCUUUGUUAUGUGCUCUAUGAAACCGGAAUAUAACAAAAAAGUAAUAAUGAUGCAAGCCAUGGCACCGGCAGUUUAUGCCAGCGAAACCGAAGAUCACCCGUACAUAAGAGCAAUGAGUUUGUACUUUAAUUCGUUAGUGGGGAGCGCCAUAACUGAAAUGUUUAAUGGUGAAUUUCGUUUCCUCUGCGGCAUGACCGAAGAAACCGAAAGGCUAUGCAUUGAAGCCGUCUUCGCUAUAGUGGGACGUAAUUGGAAGGAAUUUAAUCGAAAAAUGUUUCCAGUUAUCCUUGGACAUUAUCCGGCCGGAGUAGCGGCAAAACAAGUUAAACAUUUUAUACAAAUAAUCAAAUCUGGACGUUUUGCUCCAUACAGUUAUAGUAAUAGUAAGAAUUAUGCUUUAUACAAAGAACGUGAACCGCCAGCAUAUAAUCUAUCACUGAUAACGGUACCAACCUAUGUAUAUUACUCUACAAAUGAUCUCUUAUGCCAUCCCUCCGAUGUAGAGGAUAUGUAUAAAGAUUUGGGACGACCAAUAGGCAAAUACUUGGUGCCUAUGAAAGAAUUCAAUCAUAUGGAUUUUUUGUGGGCUUUAAAUGUAAGACGUUUAGUUUAUAGUAAAAUGUUACAAGUCUUAAGUAAAACUAAGCAUCACAAAGGUAAUGCAGCUGCUUAUAUACAGUAAACACUUGAUACAAA